AUGACUCAAGAGACAAUCAAGCUUGCAGAAUAUCUCUUUCUUCGACUCCGACAGCUCGGCGUCGAGUCCAUGUUCGGUGUGCCUGGCGAUUAUAACCUCCGUCUGUUGGAUUUCGUCACUCCGGCUGGCUUACACUGGGUGGGCAACUGCAAUGAGCUCAACGCUGCCUACGCCGCAGAUGGAUAUGGCCGUGUCAAAGGCCUAGCUGCUCUCAUUACUACCUAUGGUGUCGGAGAACUGUCCGCGUUGAAUGGUAUUGCUGGGGCUUAUGCCGAGAACACGCCUGUCGUGCACAUCGUCGGAACACCCCCGCGCCCGCUUCAAGAUGCGCGCACGUUCAUGCACCAUACCUUCUCGGAUGGUGAUUACCGUCGGUUUGCUGCUAUGUCGACACAUAUCACUGCUGCGCAAUCCCGCAUCGUUGAUGCUACCUCGGCACCGGAGAAGAUCGACUGGAUCUUGCAGCAGGCAUUGAUCCAUAAUAAGCCUGUUUACCUUGAAGUUCCCGAUGAUAUGCCUGAUGUCCUUGUAUCUUCUGCAAACUUGAAGACAAAGAUCACGGUUCCCACUCCUCCAAGCUCGGCUCAGGAGCCUCAAGUACUGGCACAGAUUAUGGAGCGGAUUUACCAGGCUGAGCGUCCCUUCAUCUUGGUCGACGGAGAAAGUACAGGUCUCGGUAUUGUCGACCAACUCGAUGCUCUGAUCAAAGCAACUGGCUGGCCAACCUGGACAUCUGUCUACGGCAAGGGUUUAGCCGACGAGCAACUGCCCAACGUCUACGGCCUGUACGCUGGAGGAUUCGGUGACGAUGCCGCAAAGGCAUACUUCGAAGAAGCAGAUCUAGUUCUGACAUUCGGCCCGCACUACAGCGACACAAACAGCUACUUCUACACAACAAUUCCCACACCCAAGGUGGCAAUCACAUUCUCCGGAAGCAACAUCCAAAUCAAAGACCAGACCUUCCGCGACAUGUCAGCAAGCAACAUGCUUUCACAAAUCCUCUCGAAUCUCGACUCAACAAAGCUCAUCAAAGCUGCCGGUCCCCCAAAGACAAGCCUCACAAUCGACACCAACGCCCCCGACACAGAUGCCCUAGUCCAAACCAACUUCUACCCACUAGUAAACCCCCUCUUCAAAGAAGGCGAUAUCAUUCUCACAGAAACCGGCACAGCAGCCCACGGCGGCCGAAACUUCACCCUACCCAGCAAAUCCCGCCUCUUCGGCGCAGUAACCUGGCUCUCAAUCGGAUUCAUGCUCCCAGCAACCCUAGGAACAGCUCUGGCACAGCGGGAACUGAACUCAAACACACCCAGCAAGGCACAAACCAUUCUCUUCAUCGGCGAUGGAAGUCUGCAAAUGACCGCGCAGGAAAUAAGCGUUAUGAUCAAGAAGAAGCUCAACAUCGUUAUCUUCAUUAUUAAUAACGAUGGCUACACAAUCGAGCGCGUGAUCCAUGGCCGCAAGGCGGCGUACAAUGAUGUGCCGUUCUGGAGACACUCGCAUGCGUUGACUUAUUUCGGGGCUGAGGAGGAGCAUGCUGCUCAGAAUACCUUCCAGGCGCGUACGGUUGGGGAGUUGAAGAGCGUUUUGGCUGAUGAGCGCAUUUCUCAUGGGAAUGGGGUGCGGCUGGUGGAAGUGUUUAUGGAUCGGGAGGAUGUCCAGGGGGCUUUGCUUUACUUGUUGAAUAAGCAGCUUGCUCAGGAGAAGGUUGAUGAGGAGAUGGAGAAGGCACAGAAGUAG
Molecule: messenger RNA, 1740 nt
Organism: Penicillium nucicola
Lineage: Eukaryota; Fungi; Ascomycota; Eurotiomycetes; Eurotiales; Aspergillaceae
Product: alpha-keto acid decarboxylase family protein
Exons: 1
Coding region: 1-1740 (579 amino acids)
Molecular function (GO): thiamine pyrophosphate binding; magnesium ion binding; carboxy-lyase activity
Source: RefSeq, a predicted model, not a curated record